Molecule: messenger RNA, 6515 nt
Organism: Haliaeetus leucocephalus (bald eagle)
Lineage: Eukaryota; Metazoa; Chordata; Aves; Accipitriformes; Accipitridae
Product: GDNF-inducible zinc finger protein 1-like
Exons: 6
Coding region: 145-2268 (707 amino acids)
Biological process (GO): regulation of immune system process; regulation of cytokine production; negative regulation of transcription by RNA polymerase II
Molecular function (GO): protein binding
Source: RefSeq, a predicted model, not a curated record
GCUCUCCGCCCUGCCCCCGCCGUGGGGAGGUAGCGGGACCUGCUCCCAGCGUUCCCGUGUGAUCCACGGCCCCUUCUGAAGGGGAGAGGGAGCCGGUGUGGGGGGUCUGCCCUCAGCAGGGAGCUUUUUGCAGAGAGAAGAAAGAUGGAAAGUAAUGCAGUUUUACUAGAAUCCAAGUCCUCUCCUAUCAACCUUCUGAAUGAAAUGCAUCAACUGCGUCUCCUGGGCCACCUCUGUGACGUGACUGUCAGCGUGGAGUACCAAGGUGUCAGGGCAGAGUUUGUGGCUCACAAGGCUGUAUUGGCAGCAACAAGCAAAUUUUUCAAGGAGGUGUUCCUUAAUGAGAAGGGCAUGGAUGGCCCAAGGACCAACGUGUUCUUGAAUGAGGUCCAGGUUGCUGAUUUUGCUUCAUUUCUUGAGUUUGUCUAUACUGCUAAGGUAGAAGUGGAAGAAGACAGAGUGCAGCGUAUGCUAGAAAUAGCCGAAAAGCUGAAGUGCUUGGACCUCUCGGAAACUUGCUUUCAGUUAAAGAAGCAGAUGCUUGAAUCGGUGCUGUUGGAGUUGCAAAACUUCUCAGAAUCACAGAAUUCUGAGGAAGAGAGCACUACCCAGCCAAGCAUUUUGCUCGAGUCCAAAGCAGCUGCUGUGGCAGAAGCUGACCAGGCAGACUGUCUUCUGGAUCCUCCAGAUUCCCCAGUAGACAGGUCCAGCAAUGGAAUGUCUCCUGAGAUGCCGGCUACCAAGUCAAAAGAGAAAAUGGACAAAAAGAAGGAAAUGAUGAAGCCUCCUUAUGCCAAAAUCAGAAGGGCAAGUGGGAGACUGGCUGGGAGGAAAGUAUUUGUGGAAAUCCCGAAGAAGAAGUACACAAGGCGGCUGAGAGAGCAGCAGAAGAAUGCAGAGGUUGCUGUUGAAGAAAACAAACAUCCUGAAGACCAGGAUAUGUGUGAUAUGGAGACGGAGGAGGAGCAAGCAGAGAAGAGCAUCAAACCUGAGAGCGAAGAAUGUGAUGGCAACUUUGAAUUGGAAGAAAACCUGAAAAAAUCCGAAGAGGAUAAAAAGAAACGAGGCAGUAACUUCAAGUGCAGCACAUGCGAGAAGGAAUUUCUGUAUGAGAAAAGUUUUCUCAAGCACAUAAAGCACAGCCACGGCAUUGCAGCUGAAAUUGUUUAUCGGUGUGAAACCUGCAGUCAGACCUUUGCCAACCGGUGCAACCUAAAAAGCCAUCAGCGCCACGUCCACAGCAGCGAGCGCCACUUCCCUUGUGAGCUCUGCGGUAAGAAGUUCAAGAGGAAGAAGGACGUCAAGAGGCACAUUCUCCAGGUUCAUGAGGGUGGUGGGGAGCGUCAUCAGUGCCAACAGUGUGGAAAGGGGUUGAGCUCCAAAACUGCCUUGAGGCUCCAUGAAAGGACGCAUACAGGCGACAAGCCUUAUGGGUGCACAGAGUGUGAGGCUAAAUUUUCUCAGCCUUCUGCACUUAAAACACACAUGAGAAUCCAUACUGGUGAAAAACCUUUUGUCUGUGAUGAAUGUGGUGCCAGGUUCACUCAGAAUCACAUGCUUAUAUAUCACAAACGAUGUCACACAGGGGAAAGGCCUUUUAUGUGCGAAACAUGCGGGAAGAGCUUUGCCUCUAAGGAGUACUUGAAACACCAUAACAGAAUCCAUACUGGAUCCAAACCAUUCAAAUGUGAAGUUUGCUUCAGAACGUUUGCACAGAGGAACUCGCUUUACCAGCAUAUAAAAGUUCACACAGGUGAACGACCCUAUUGCUGUGACCAGUGUGGUAAGCAGUUCACACAGCUGAACGCGCUGCAGCGUCACCAUCGAAUACACACUGGGGAGAAGCCGUUCAUGUGCAAUGCCUGUGGGCGAACUUUCACUGACAAGUCCACCCUCCGACGGCACACUUCAAUACAUGAUAAAAACACACCCUGGAAGUCCUUCCUUGUCAUUGUUGAAGGAGCGUCUAAGAAUGAUGAAGGUCACAAAACAGAGCUUCCUGACGAAGAAUAUGAUGUGUCACCUAAACUACCAGAGAAGCUGCUGUCUUUCUCUGAAAACAGCCACUAUCAAAACUUGACUGCUGUCCCAGGGAGUGUGACUGCACUGCAUGACAACGGUUCUGCCACAGGAACAGACUGUAAGUCAGAUGGGACUCCGGGACCCCAGGAAGCCCUUAUAGCUACCACUUUAAGUGAGCUGACAGUGCUGCAUACACAGACAGACUCUAUUCAGCCACAGCUUCAUGCUCUGGUGAAUAUGGAAUAAUUUGGUAUUUGCAAAUCCAGUUUAAGCUGCACCCUUUGUAUAGUCCUUUGACUUUGCCAAUAACCUACUGAGGGAACUAGGGGAAGCUAUGACAAGGAAGCAGGGCUAGAUGUGAAACACAUGCACUGGGUUUCCAGAAUUUCCUCCAAAAAGUCAUGACCCACCUCCAAUGCAUACCGCUCCAUCUCCUGAAGGUAGCGCAGAGUAACACCACACCAGGGUGGUGGUAGAGGAGGCAGAGGUCCCAGGAAGUUUAUUCCCUACAAAUAAAAGGGUGUAGUUCAGCUUGUUUGCUCUAGCUGGCCUGCAGUGAAAGUAAGUACCUACAUUCAGAUAGGUUAUAAAGAAAGUGUGAGUUUGAUUUCCAGUUGAUUUGAUGACACUUGUACAAUCAAGAGAAAUGAUGUUGUGUUUCUCAGCCUAGUAGCUUAGUGAAAUUAAUUGCAUUUUUCCUAGUGGAAAUUCAUACAUAAAAUAAGUUUUACUAAAUUGCUUUUCAGGAAAUGUUGGUUUAUCUCUGCUUUUGCCAAAGAUCCAAGCAGUGAGCCAGCUCACUCCUUGGGAAUAUGAGUGGGAGCAAGCUUUGGAAAGAUCUGGUUUCAUUCCAGGAGUUUGGAUUCUCUAGUAGCAAAAUGGGCAAGUGGGAGCCAAGUGCUGCAUCUGUACAGGUGUGGUGGCAUUAUUCUUGCAUUUCAGUGGAACCUGGUGCAGUUUGACACUUGCAUUCAGUCAGUCUUCAUCUUCUAACCACUCCAGCUUACAUAGAACUUGGCACUUAAGAGACCAAAACAUCUCUUGUAAAAGCAUCUAUGAAAAGUAGUAUUAUUUCAGCUAUGCUGGAAAAGCUAGUGUAAAGAGACAGCUUACUGGCAUUUUCCUGUUAACUUGCAUCUAAGCCAUUUUCUGCUGGUUCAGAUAGAUAGGUCAGCAAUGCUCUUUUCUCCACAAUCACUUAAACACUGCUGUUGCUCAGAACAGCAGACCUACUUUUAAAUUAAGUAAUACUCCAGUGGGAAAAGUUAACGACUGUUCUACUGUCGAGUUGCUACAGCUAAUUCCACCAGUGCAAUAGUCUCCAGAGGUAAAUUCAGUUACAAACGGGAGGCAGUCAGGGUUCUUAUGACUAAUGGCAUAAAAAGAUGCAAAUAAGUGAAAAAUGUACUGGACUAUUCAAGGGGUUUAGGCCUUUAUUUCCCAGAUUGUGAAUACUUUGUAAGACUGAUGUUGGAAUCUGAAUGGCAGUUUUAGGCUACUGUCUGUUUAACUGUCCCUCCCCAGUGAGGUGUUCAGAGGCAGGCCUUAGGAACAUAAGUGAUGAAUAAACUUAAAAGUUCAAAGGCUUACUAGCAUCUGCUGCUAAAUUUUAGUAAAUAACCCUGACAAUGUGCCUUUUUUUGCUUGUUUUAAAUAAGGAAAUGUGACAAAGUGAGCACAGGGACUAAGGGUCCCAAUAUGACUUCUGUUCAGCCCACGCUCCAAAACCGCAAUUUCACACAGCCUCCUCCAAUGCUGGCUGGGUUUGGAUCCCAGUGCCACCAAUCAUGAGAAUCAUGCUUCUUCUGUUUGGGCAUUUCUUACCAAGACAGACAGAUCUUCCCUUAAUAUCUCCCCCCUUUCCCCAGGGAGUAUGCCUCCUUGUUCUCCUCAGUUGCACCCAGUAGCUGGGAAAGCUGUUGCAUGGGGAAACCUGAGAGUUUCUGUCCAGGGUAAGCAUUUCCUGUGUUUCCUUUGCCAAGACCAAAGCUGGGCUGGAACGAGGAAGUUACUUUGGUUGCCUUCAGCUUAACCUCACUGGAGUACCCAGGAGGAUUUGGGGUAUUUUCCCUGUGGAGGGAAGGAACCUUUGAAAUAGUUGGCACUGGCAAAGAAAUGCCUGACUGGGAUGACUCUUGGUUUUGGGAGCAGCAGUGAAUGAAUCAAUCAACAGCAGCUUGCUGGUAUGGUUAACGCUUCAAACUCAGGACCGAGAUUCCCAGUGCCACCAUGUGAAAAUCUAGAGCUUUUCAAAUUCAUUUUUCUGUUUCUCCUUAUUUUACUAUAAAUGUAGUAUUUCCACAGAAACUUUCUCAGCUGAAACUGUGAGAAAAACUUUCUGAAAGAUUGCAUUAAUGUAAAGGUAAGCACAAUCAAGCCUUGUUAGGGCCCGUUCUAAGGCUUAGGGGUUGGCAAAGCAAUAAAGAUAUACCCAAACUGUGGCACAGAGCUAUUUUUGAACCUUAAAGGGAUGUCUGUUGUGUUACCAUGGAAACAUAACUUAAUCUAUAGAAAGGGAAUUUUUUUUAAAAGAGAACACUUCCAAGAGCUUAUAUUUGAAAUAUUUAUUCAAUCAAGCACGAUGUUCCUGUUGAAGCUCAGUCAUUCCCAACAAUCAGUGUAAAGAGUUUGUAGAUAUAUUUAAAAUCUGAGCAUUAGUACCUGUAGCCAGGGAAACUUUUGUACUCCAUGAAUGUACGGAAGUGAGUUACUCGUAUGAACUGUUCUUAUUAAAAUAUCGAAAUCUUAAGCCUGACCCUUCCCGUGCCUUGAUGAGCGUAUCGAGCGUUUCUAUCCCCUCAAUGUACUGUGCAGAUCCCCAGCGCUGGGAAUGGACGACUGGGACUGGGCAAGUCCUAACUGAGCUCUACUGCAGGCCUGAAGCUGCUGCGUGCCACUCUUCUUCCUCAGGCCUGUUGCUAGAGUGGCAAUACAGCACUGCGGAAGCCUGGGCUAGGUUUCUUGGAGCUUACCUUUGGCUAGGUGUUAAGAAACAUACCUGAAAAAACAGGAAAUGUGAUGCUUUGGGACAUUCCACUUUCCUACAGAUGACAUAUUGUACCACAGGCAAUUAAGUGGUGUGACAGUCACUGUAAAAUGAGCAGCCAGUGCUUUCCUAUACAAGUAUUCACCCUUAGCAUGUACCUUAACUGGUCACCUUGACAUAGGAAGCACUGUGAUGGUGAAAGCCAGUACGCAUACCCUACAGCUUUUCGUCAGGCUCUAGCUUUAGCCUGCCUUUUGCAUUUUCCGGGAAAGAACAUUUAUCACUACAUACAUUCAUGGUUUUCACUUUAUUAAUGUACAGAUUCACACAAAACAUUAUAUUCUUGCUAAGGCCAUUUCAUUAAUAAGUUUUCAUAGUACAGAAUUGUGUACUGGAGGGAAAAUACAGCAGAGUGGCAGAUCAUCAUUUUAAAACUGUCACAAUUUACCACUGAUACACCGGAGGACAUGCUGUGUAGCCUACUUAUACAGAACUAACAUUUGUAUUUUAAUGAGAUUACUCCAGAGCACAGUAACAGACCACACAACCCCACAGGUACGGUCUUCUGGUCCACCAGCUCCAUACACAUCUUAUCACAACUGUGCCUAAUACUGACAACUGGAAAAGUGAACAAAAAAAGGCAUAAAACACUCGCCUCGGUUCUGUGUGACACUAGGAAACGUAAACUGCCCAGCCUGCACUUCCCCUCACCAAGGCUCCAAAGGUGUUGGAUACAAGUCAAGACAAACCCAUCAAUACGAUGGGUCUUUGCUCACUAAGAAAACAGGUAAAUUAAACAAAAAGGGUUCCAACCCCAUCCUUUUACCACAGGUGAGUUCAGCAGCAGUUACAUCUUUAGGCCGUCUUGUCCAAGACGAGAUCAAAUCUGCAGCUAAUCCAUCUUUUUGCAGUAAGAUUACCUAUGUACCACGCCAGCUGCAUCCUAAGCCCAGUAUUUUCUCUGCCCUGUGGAGGUGGCACAAGCGCGCAAAGGACUCCGCUACAGGAACGGGACACCCUUAGAAAACGUCAGUCAUUCCUCCUUUCUGAUGAGCUGAGGUGUGCGCCUGUCUCUGAGCAUCUUGGGAGGACCCAGACCCCAACCCCAGGCUAAAUGGAACUGAAAGUAUUUCUUUGCCAAGUUUGUGGGAAGGACAGACACGACACAUGGUGGUCUAAGUUAAAGUGAUGGUUUUGUUGCGGACAGAGGUCGAUCACGAGCAGUAGCCUUAAAAACACAUCUGAGAAGUGAAGAAAGUGAAGUUGCUUAGAAGAAGGAGCAUCAUCCAGGCUUUUUCAAUGCACUCACCUUGCCAGUUUUGCACAGCUCAUGGUUCUUUCCUGUCAAGUUAGGAUGCACAGAAUAGUCUAUGGAAAAUAAGUGACCAGUGAGAUCAGUCAGGAACACAAAAAAAUAAUUUGGCAUGUACCAGGAGCGUUUUCUUUUCCAUAAGCCAGUGGUAAAGUACCACUUCAAUAGAACUAAACCCUUUAGACCAAUAAGCCA